This is a messenger RNA of Penicillium malachiteum, 1047 nucleotides long. RefSeq lists its product as uncharacterized. The transcript is spliced from 4 exons. The record is from RefSeq and is a predicted model, not a curated record. The coding region runs from base 1 to 1047 and encodes 348 amino acids. NCBI's taxonomy places the organism in Eukaryota, Fungi, Ascomycota, Eurotiomycetes, Eurotiales, Aspergillaceae.
AUGGCUAUCACUCAAGCACCUGUGGCCCAAGCGGUCACUGUAAGCCUAAAGGAUUUACAGAAUGGCACUGUCUCCUUCAAUACCUUGACUGCGGCCUUUGGUCCCUCUUCCCUGGGAAUAAUCGUGGUGAAAGACCUUCCCCCGCAUUUCGCUGAGCUCCGAGCUCAGGUUCUCUCGAAUGCUUCGUAUUUAGCAGCCCUUUCAGACAAGGAACUGGAAUCCCUCGAGAGCCCCAAAUCAAAAUAUCUAGUAGGCUGGUCAUGUGGCAAAGAAACGCUCAAAUCAGGUCACUUCGACACCCUGAAGGGUUCAUACUAUGUCAACUGUGCCUUCUACCAAGACCCAACUCUGGACAGCGCACCCGCAGACGGAUUCCCCGAUCUACCGCAAUACACAGCGCCAAACAUCUGGCCUCCCCCAGAGAAACUACCAACCUUCCGAAGCAGUGUUGAGUCUCUGUGCUCAUUGAUCAUCCAGACUGCAUCUCUUGUUGCGGCCUCUUGUGACAAGUAUGCCGAGGCGAAUAUCUCCGACUACAAACCAGGGUAUCUGCAACGAGUCCGAGACUUCUGCACUAUUUCCCUCUCGACAGAGGAACCUCAAGAGGAAGCUCAAGUAGAUGAUGAUGACUGGUGUGCUACGCAUAUCGAUCACGGUUGUCUAACAGGUCUUACCUCCGCGAUGUUCCUGGACGAAGAAGCUACACCCAUAGCACUCGACUCGGCAGGUUCUCCUCCCGCUUUAGCUGAGCUCCCUCAGUCUCCUGAUCCUUCGGCUGGAUUGUAUAUCAAGUCAAGAACGGGCGACAUUGUCAAGGUCAAUAUCCCGAAGGAUUGUCUCGCGUUCCAGACUGGCGAGGCGCUGCAGUUGAUUACGAGGGGGAAGUUCCGCGCUGUGCCGCAUUUCGUAAAGGGAGCUAAAUGUGGCACGGGGCGCAUUGCGAGAAAUACGUUGGCUGUGUUUACGCAGCCUAAUCUGGGGGAGGAGGUGGAGCCGGGAUUGAGCUUUGCGGAUUUUGCGAGAGGUGUUGUGCAGAGGAAUCAUUAG